This is a messenger RNA of Daucus carota subsp. sativus, 2175 nucleotides long. RefSeq lists its product as uncharacterized. The transcript is spliced from 3 exons. The coding region runs from base 1 to 2175 and encodes 724 amino acids. The record is from RefSeq and is a predicted model, not a curated record. Lineage: Eukaryota; Viridiplantae; Streptophyta; Magnoliopsida; Apiales; Apiaceae.
AUGAAGAGGAAGUUUAUGAUGCUAACUAUACUAGUUUCAGGUCCACAUGAACCGGGUAAUAACAUUGACGUGUAUUUGCAACCAAUGAUUGACGAUCUGAAAAAGCUUUGGGAAGAAGGUGAACGGAAUGUAUACGAUGCGUAUACAAAGUCUUAUUUCACAUUAAGAGCUGUUUUAAUGUGGACCAUAAACGACUUUCCAGCGUAUGGGAAUUUAUCGGGCUGUGUGAAUAAAGGUUAUAUGGCGUGUCCAAUUUGUGGAGAUGACACAGUAGCUAAACAUUUAAAAUAUAGCAGAAAACUGUGUUACCAAGGACAUCGAAAAUAUUUGGCACCGCAUCAUCCCUAUAGGAGGAGUAAGGCAGCUUUUAAUGGAGAACAAGACUUUGGAUGCGCACGUCAAACCCAAUCUGGUGAAGAAGUGCUAAGGCUGCAGGAGCAGAUUGAAUUUACAUUUGGGAAGGAGGUGAAAAAAGCAAAAAAAGUGGAUUGUCUAUGGAAGAAGAAGUCAAUUUUCUUCGAGUUGGAGUAUUGGAAAUUUCAUCACGUACGUCAUUGUCUCGAUGUUAUGCACAUUGAAAAAAAUGUGUGUGAUAAUUUAAUCGGGACAUUGUUGAAUCUUCCAUUCAAGAGUAAAGAUAGCGUGGACUCUCGUCGUGAUAUGAUUGAAAUGGGUGUGAGGCCUGACCUGGCUCCAGAAGUAGGAGAAAAGCGAACCUACCUCCCCCCUGCCCCUUAUACUUUGUCAAGAGCAGAAAAAAGAACGAUGUUAGGGUCAUUAUCGCAUAUGAAACUUCCUUAUGGCCAUUCAUCGAACAUAAAAAAUUGUGUUUCCAUGUCUGAUUUAAAGAUUUAUGGGUUGAAAUCCCAUUAUUGUCACACCCUUCUCCAGCAGCUUCUCCCGAUUUCAAUUCGUUCGAUUCUUCCAAAAAAUGUUCGGGUCAGCAUAAUCAGACUUUGUUUCUUCUUCAAUAGUUUAUGUAAUAAAGUUGUUGAUAUAUCCAAACUCGAUAAGCUGCAGUCAGAUUUGGUGUUGACUUUGUGUGAGUUAGAAAAAAUCUUCCUGCCUUCGUUUUUUGAUGUAAUGAUACACUUAACGGUCCACUUGGUUAGAGAACUACGCUUAUGUGGACCUGUAUUCUAUAGAUGGAUGUUCCCGUUUGAAAGGUUCAACAAAGUGUUGAAGAUUUAUGUUCGGAACCGUUACUAUCCAGAGGGGUGUAUAGCAGAAAGCUACCUAGGAGAAGAGUCGGUUGAGUUUUGCUCAGAAUUUGUUAGGCAAAGCUUCAUGACUGCUGGUCUUCCAAAGGACAAGGGCAAACUUUCUGGGCCAUUAUCGGGUGUAAUGGUAAAGUCUGUGGAUCAGAAAGAAAGAGACGAGGCACAUUUACAUGUCCUGCUGAACAACUCUGAAGUGUAUCCUUAUAUCAUGAAGCAUAAGGAGUUACUAGAACAGCAAUACCAAGGCAAAAAAAAGAGUGUUCAAUGGCUAAUUGGAGAGCAAAACCGUUUAUUUGCUAAUUGGUUUCAGAAAAGGGUUAGUACUGAAAUGGUAGAGAAUCCUGAAAAUAUUUCUGAAACGAUUGGAUGGUUGGCAGGCAAACCAUCGUUUUCGGUUUUAAGCUAUGAUGGUUAUUUGAUUGAUGGGGUACGAUACUUCACAAAGGACCGUGAUGAUGCAAGAGUUGUUCAGAAUAGCGGGGUUUCUUUAGUUGCCAGUACAGUACAAGUGUCCAGUGCUAAGGACAUGAAUCCCGUGGAGUGUGAUAUGACAUUCUACGGGAUAAUCGAAGAGAUUUGGGAAUUAGAUUACUAUGCUUUUAAAGCUCCACUUUUCUUAUGUAAAUGGGCAGACAGUGAGAGAGGUAUCAAAGUUGAUGAUUUAGGCUUCACUCUUGUAGAUUUCAGUCGGCUUGGUCACAAGAACGACAAGUAUGUGUCUGUUGACCACGUGAAACAAGUCUUCUAUAUUGAAGACCCUGUCGAUGCUAGGUGGUCUGUUGCAUUGAACUCUACAAAGGCAGACUAUCAAGAGUUGUACAAUGAUGAUGAUUUGGGAGACAGGACUCUUGAAAAUCCUCCAUUCUGCAUAGAUAUUCCUAUGUGUGAUCAUGACGAAGAACCUGCCGAGCCUAGUGUUAGCAAUAAAAGGCAAAAUGUUGAGGGGAUUUGCUAG